Monopterus albus (swamp eel) is the source of this 1325-nucleotide messenger RNA. Its product is annotated as lipopolysaccharide-induced tumor necrosis factor-alpha factor homolog. Gene Ontology annotation, cellular component: cytoplasmic side of lysosomal membrane; nucleus; cytoplasmic side of late endosome membrane. NCBI's taxonomy places the organism in Eukaryota, Metazoa, Chordata, Actinopteri, Synbranchiformes, Synbranchidae. The record is from RefSeq and is a predicted model, not a curated record. The coding region runs from base 114 to 530 and encodes 138 amino acids. Gene Ontology annotation, molecular function: zinc ion binding. The transcript is spliced from 4 exons.
UCCUUUAGAGAUCAGGAGACAUUUGGACUACAAGACCAGACUUUUGUUCCUUUAUUGAAAAUCUUAUUUUCACUGCCUUACAAGCCUUUUCCCUGGUCUAACAGACAGAUAUCAUGGAUAAUAAUCCAGAAUCUCAGGGACCAUCCCCCCCACCAUACCCUGGAGAAUAUAAGACUGGAGCGGACAUGGGUACCCAGCCUCAGCCUCCUGCCCAGCCUGGUCCAUAUCAACAACCCGUUUACCAGUACAAUGCACAACAACCUCAGCUUGUACAGUCUGGUGAGUUGGUGGUGGUGCAGCCGAUGCCAAGUGAUGCUCCUGGACAGAUGAUGUGUCCUCGCUGCCAAAGCACUAUUAUCACUUCUCUUACGUACAAAAAUGGCUUGCUGACCUGGCUUAUCUGUGGUAUACUAGGAGCCUUGCUAAUCUGGCCUUGCUGUCUGAUCCCGUUCUGCGUGAAUUCUCGUAAAGGCGUGGAGCACCACUGCCCCUCAUGUAACAACGUCCUGCAUGUCUAUAAACGAAUGUGAAACAGGACUGCAGUGAAAGCUCUGCUGAAAUAACAACAAAGGGCAGAGAAACCAACCAUGACUAAAUAAACCCUGCACUCAUUUGUGCAAAAUGCAUAUUUGUUCUUGUCGUAUUCUGUACUGUACAUAUAGGUGCAGUAGCUAGAAGAUUACACAACAGCUCUGCUUUCUUCUUUUCUUUAUAUCUGAUAAUGUGAAAUGUGCAAUCAUGUUGUAAAAAUGUAAGUCUUUCUGUCAUAAUCAUGUUUGCUUGACUUGUCCAGAGUGAUAUCGUCUCCACACAACAUAGCUCAGUGUUAAACUCAGGCAACAACAUCAGAUGGUAACUUUUAUGAUAGGGGUUUUUUAAAAUAAAAUGUCUGCAAAAAGUUAUUAACUAUCAAAUCUUAGGUUACAUUGUUUAUUCACUGAAUUUAUUCUGUUAACAAAGCAUGUUAUUGUAACCAUGAGCAACUUGCUGAUUGUACCAUGGAAUGAGUGAAAUGAAUAAAUCACCACUUAAUCACCCCUAAAAUAUAACUUUCAUUUUCUUAGUAGUUAGCAUUCAUAAACAAAAUAAUGGCUCUUUGAUCUCUGAGUUAUCAAAAUAAGGUUUAUAAAGUGAAGCCGUGUCAAUCUAGGUGAAGUAUAAUAAUAAUAACUGGCUCGGGAGGUAGAGAGGGUCGUCUCCUAAUCCGUAGGUCGACGGUUCUGUUCCUGGCUUCUCUGGGCCAACUGCUGAAACAAGCUGAGCAAGUCAUAGAACCUCAAGUUGGCAUCAAUGGUGUGUGCACUUGGGAGCGUGAAAGGGCAAAU